This is a messenger RNA of Pistacia vera, 819 nucleotides long. RefSeq lists its product as uncharacterized. The transcript has 4 exons. The annotation marks the transcript as partial. The record is from RefSeq and is a predicted model, not a curated record. Lineage: Eukaryota; Viridiplantae; Streptophyta; Magnoliopsida; Sapindales; Anacardiaceae.
UGCUUUGUUCCAUGUAAUUUAUAUUGGCAUUGUUUGAAUUUUUUGUUUAUUAGUGCAAAGUUGAUAUGUAAGCUAACUGGUGAUACGGUUAACAAGACUGAAGAACACAUCUGGAAGCACAUUAAUGGGAAACGGUUUCUCAACAAGCUAGAGCAAAAGGAAACCGAAAAACUUGAAUCAAAUGGAACAACAGUAGAAGAAGAAGCAAAGACAAGCACCAAUAGUGUAAAUAGGAAGAAUAAGAAAAAGAAGAAGGGAAAAGAGAUUGAAGAAAUUAUCUCUGAAGUAAGGGAGUCUCCAGAUAAGGAGAGUGAUUUGGAAGAAGCUGACUUUUGGAUGCCUCCGGUUGGAGAACGCUGGGACCAUGAUGAUGGUGGAGAUCGAUGGGGUUCAGGUUCCGAGUCAGGGGAGGAAAGUGAUGAAGAAAAUGAAACAGGUUUGUUUAGGCUCUGUGCUGGGCAGAAAUAUUUUUUGCUAUUGUAUUCUACUUUUUUAUAUGGCGUAGUUGAAGAUGGUACGAGGGAAUCAGAAGAGCUUUCUGCUCGAACAAAGCGAAUGUCCAUAGAAAUUGGACCAAGCAGCUUUGCCUCAAGGAAGAAGAAGAGUAGGAAGGACAAAUCUUGAAUUUUUCUUCAAGUUCUCUAUGGCAAAUUUUGAUUCCAGGUUGAUUCUAGUCCCAAAAAUGAUGGGAAAUUUAGGACUAUAUAGAUAGCGAGUCCAACCCAAAUUGUUUCCAUAGUAAUAGAUCAGUUUUUCUGAUUAUUUAUGAGAGAAUAAAGUUUUGUUCAUGUUUUGUACUGAUAAGUCUUUAGUCCCCAA